Messenger RNA from Ostrea edulis (European flat oyster), 15876 nucleotides. Its product is annotated as baculoviral IAP repeat-containing protein 3-like. Gene Ontology annotation, biological process: regulation of cell cycle. The coding region runs from base 10134 to 12668 and encodes 844 amino acids. The transcript is spliced from 7 exons. The record is from RefSeq and is a predicted model, not a curated record. Gene Ontology annotation, cellular component: spindle microtubule; nucleus; cytoplasm. NCBI's taxonomy places the organism in Eukaryota, Metazoa, Mollusca, Bivalvia, Ostreida, Ostreidae.
UUAUAACACAAGCGAUGUCUAUAUUUGGUAACAUUCGGUCGGUAUUUUUUUUAUUUUCUUCUUUAUUUUAGGUAUGAUAGUGAAAUUGAAAACCACACAUAUACAUUGUGUAGUACAAUCCAAAACACCAAUUGAAUCUGUUUUAAAAGAAUAUAUAAAGAUAACUAAUAUUCAGAAUUAUUUAUAGAAUGCAUUACAUGUAUUUGAUAUGAUAUGCAUUACUUUGAAACAUAUACUUUGUAAUAAUAUUCUUAACACUGAACACUUAUAAUAUCGCUAUUUCCCUAUCCAGCAUUGAAUUCAUACGGAUACGUGUAUAUAAGGGCGGCGUGUAAACAUUCCACAACUCCUACGAAACAUUUUAGACUGGUGAGAGUGUGGUGUGUGCUCUACUACGCUGAUGAAGUACACGUAAAACAUAGAAACAUACAAUCCUGCCAUUAUCGUGAGGUUAAAGGUCGCACACGAGGAGAGGGGAAAACGAAUAUCUCUAAGGAGGGGUGACUUUCCAUCAACUUGAUUUAUUUUCGCAUUGAGGCGUAAUCGGUACAUAUGACGAUUGAAGAAGUAGUCUUUUCAAUACCUUUAAAAGGGCGUUGGGUGUGAAAGUGAAGCCGGGCAACAGCAUUUCUUUUUUUCCCGAGUAUCUCAAUGGCAUGGUAAUGUAUAUUAAUGACUGAUAAGAAUAUCUAUUUUGUACAAAAAGAAGAGAAACCUAAUAAAAGUACAUUACGCUUUUAGUGGACAGAAAUAUAUACGGAAGAAUUAUAAGCUUACAAGACAAUAAUUAUCUAUUCACAAAUAUUACGUACUCAUGUACCUGCUUUGAGGAUAAACAAGGUUUGAAAUCAUUAAAUACUGGUGUUAUUACUGAAAUAUAAAGACGGGGUAAUUUUCAUUGCAUUCAAUUUUUGGUGACAAAAUGACAGCUAAUGGCCCUUUACAAUGUAACAGAACACAAGUGACUCGAUCGACAGAAAAAUGUAUGGAUAGAUACUAACUAACACUGAGCGCAGACUUCAAACUAAAUAGGACAGAGUAAAAAUCAUUCUACAAUUCAACAAUAAAACAAUCAAGUUCAAAUAAAUUUCUAGUAUCCUCUAAUUCCUUUUCCCCUCUACUUUCGUUUUCAAAUUUAAGUACGCUGGCACGCUUUGUGUACUUACUAACCUGCAACCUUUAAAACAUGACAAGCAUGUCGAUGUUCGAAAUAAUAACAUCCCACGUAACCUAAAGAUUUUCUAUAAAGCUAACUUAUAAAACGCAAAAAAUAUGCCAGAAACUAAUUUGAUAUGCUACAAAAUUGAGCUACCUGCGGUGGUGGUGUGGGUGGUGUGGGGGUAACAGGUUUAGAUAGAUAAACGCCUUUCUUUUAAGUUUAAACUUAUUUCAAUACAGACAUCUAACAGAAAGGAACUGAAUUUCAGAAGAAAAAAUCAUUCAUUUAUUAAAUUAUAAAUAUUAUCAUUUUCUUAAGUUUGGAAAAUUUUAGAAGUUUCAAUUCAUAUAAUCUUUCUGGAUUACGUUUGACCACAAACUCGGCCGGUUUGAGAAGUCAAUUGAGGAACUAGUUAUUCAACUCAGAGAAAGUAUGUCACAUCCUGAUGAUUGCUGAUACUACUUGGAGCCAAGUUCUACAAAUCAUGGUGUAAGAAAACACCCUAUAUUAGCUUUUCACGGCCGGGCGUAUUAUGUACCGUUGGCGGUAGUCUUGUUCAUUGUAGUUAAUCGCUUCACAUAACCAACAAACUAGACAAUGUUACAUUAAAUAAAUGUAGGGAUACAUGUUAUUCAUGUUCUAUGUAUGGUGUAAAUCUACUUCAGCGCCCCCCCCCUCCUCCCUUCCCCUGUCACCAACACACAUAUAUCGCUGUACGUAUGUACACACUUUAUACAACAUGAAUGGAAAACAGUGAACAGUCGUUUAUGAAUGGAAUACAUACUAACAAACCAACAGAAUGGUCGGGAAAUAUGAUGAAAUCUAUAUGCUGUAAAUUACACACAAUAGCAGCCUUUUAUACAGUUUAUGUAUGUAGGCCUGAGGUGAUGUUUAUAUAAGGGAUUUCAUACAGUACUAGUACUUGCAUAUUAUAGAUAUAAUGUAAUGUUAACCCUUUAUCGCAUAUAGACAUAAUUAAUGAGUCUUAUAUAGGAAACAAAUUUUAAAAACAACAACAACAAAAGCCACUCCCCCAAGAGGAAACUAUCGAUCUUUUUGUAAUUGUUCAGAAAUAUAUACGUGGUACUAGUUGUUUUGAUUUUGCUUCAAAUUAACAUGGAAGCAUUAAAUUGUACCAAUGUAAGCGAUAUACAUGAUAAUGAUAGUAUCAUCCCCUCUCUAUCUUUUCUCACACUUUUGAAUCUUUAAAUAGUCACUUAUACAUUGGAUGAUAUCUAUGUAAUUGUAUUUCAUCUAAAGGGGUUCCAUUCAAUAUCAAAACGCUCUGUUUACUUGACCUAGUUAGGAAUCUAGGCCUGUGUUACGUAAAUGCACGACGUAAAUGUGAUAUUGAAUUUCCUAAGGAUUGCCGUUGUACAUAAAUUGUAAAUCAGAUAAUUGAUUUCCAUAUAAAUCAAGCUUUGAAUUUAACUCUAGUAAAUUUCCAGAGAUGGAGUGGAACUUGUUGAGCUUUGAGAGAGAGAGAGAGAGAGAGAGAGAGAGAGAGAGAGAGUGUUUUACGUCAUGUCACACAUGCACAUCAUUGUUGUUUUGUGUGUUUUACAUCACGUCAUAUAUUUUGACACGUAUGCGUGUAGUUGACCUGCAGACUGGUUCUUUCACGCACAUGUACUCUCCGUUAACACAUUGUUAUUGGACAAGACAAGUAGUUUCGAAAUUGAUUGCAUGAAUAAUCGUAGUAUGAGUAUCAUCAUUUGCUAUAUAUAAGCAAAUGGUACAAAAACUUGAAACACAACCCAAUCUUUUCAUUUCUUUUGUUUGCCUUUUCUUAGUUCCCAUUUACACUCUCAUGGUCAAACAUUUUAGCAUAAAAAUGGUAUUGUCACCAGAAAUACACAUGUAAAAUAUGAAAGAACUAUCACGAACCAUUAAAAAUUUAUGACAAAGGUUAAAUUUGUUUAAAACGUAGGUCAAAAUUCCAAGGUUACAAGGUCAAAUAGUUUGGUACCAAAUCAAGGGUCUUGUCACAAGAAAUACGGAUGAUAUAAAAUAUGAAAACCACAUCAUCAUCCAUUGAAAAAUUAUGACCAAUGUUAAAGUUUUUGCAUACAGACAGUCAAACAGAUAUCCCAAAAUUCCUCCCAUGGUGAUAAAAUUUUAAUGUACCAAGUUGCAAUAUCCUGGAGCUUACUGUUCGGUUGGUAUUCUGCCUACAAGGUUUUCCUACAAAGUAAUGCUACGACCUUGACCUUUGACUUCUGACCUUGAAAAACGAUAGGCAUCUUCCUCUCAUCAUGGUGAGUUGUAAUAUCAUGGAGCUCCCAUGGUGAUCAAAUUACUAAGUUGUAAUAUCCCGGAGCUUACGGUUCGGUUUGUAUCAUGCCCACAAGGGUUUCCUACUAGGUUUUCCUACUAAACGAUGCUACGACCUUGACCUUUGAUCUUGAAAAACAAUAGACAUCUUCAUCUGAUCAUAGUGAUCAAAUGUACCAAGUUGUAAAAUCCUGGAGCUUACGGUUCGGUCUGUAUCCUGCCCACAAGGUCCAGACGGACGACGCCAUACCAUAAUCCGUCCCGUUUUCGACGGGCGUAUAAAAACAUGAUCAUUCAUAAAAUGUAUAAUGGCGAAUUAGAUGAACAUAACAGAAUUACAUAUCAUCACAAAAUGAGCAUGUUUGAAUGUUACAAACAUUGUCAAUGACUAAAUGUCAAAAUGAGCAUGUUUGAAUGUUACAAACAUUGUAAAUGACCUAAUGUCAAAGGUCAUAAUGAGCAUGUUUGAAUGUUACAAACAUUGUAAAUGACAUAAUGUCAAAGGUCAUAAUGAGCAUGUUUGAAUGUUACAAACAUUGUCAAUGACUAAAUGUCAAAGGUCAUAAUGAGCAUGUUUGAAUGUUACAAACAUUGUCAAUGACUAAAUGUCAAAGGUCAUAAUUUAUAGAUAGGGCGAUAUGCAAUGUAUAUAUACACAUGUAUUAUAUUUCUUGAAUCAGGUUAUUUUACGAUAUAUUUGUAAUAUUUACAAUGGACAAUUUGACGACCUAACAAUGGUGCUGGAACGUUGAAGGUGUUGCACGUCUCGUGUUAAUUUCCAUAAAGGUAUUGCGUAUUGAUAAAAUAAAGUUAUUCAAAUAUAGUGACACCAAUGGGAACUUGAGUCUCUAUUCAAACACCUUUGAAAAUAAGUUUAAAAGAUGUGUAUUAACAAGAAUUAGCCAAAAUAAUUUGAGUUUUAAUCAAAUAAGCGCUUCAUAUGAUUUUUAUCGUUAAAACACAGGGGCAUCCCCGAAUUUCAGAAAAACUGCCAACAUGAAACAAAAUGUUCUUCGAGUUUUCCACUAAAAGAAAGGUCGCUUGGAAAGUUUGUUUCUCGGGGAUAGUUCUUUUUUUUUUUUUUUCUUUUUUUUUGGUUUUUGUAAUUUUCAAAUGCUCGAAACGAUUUUACGGAUAUCAUUUUCGACUUCACCUGUAAGGCUACAUUAAUUGUCCAUAGGCAUAAAUGGCCUUCUGCUUGGUUCAAUGGGUAGAGUUGUAGUCUCUUACAUUGAAACACUACAUUUCAUAUAACCGUUAUCAAUCGACUGUUUUAGAAAAGAAAAUGAACCCGUUUAAUUUAAAAAAACAAACAAAAAACUUUACAUAUAGAAAUUCUCUAUUGAAAGAAACAGAGGGAAUAUUAUUGUUCAUAUUCUAGAUACAAAGUGUUUUAAAUGUGAUUGUAACUGAUGAUUAGUCAGUGACAUGCCUUUGGUUUGAAUGUCACAUGUAUAAAUCAAUAAAAGAGACGAAAAAAGGGUCGUAGUCUUUUAACUAUAAAUAUGUUUUAUUGUGUGUGUGGGUUUUUUUAAACGACCGGGUUCGAAUCUUUCACGGACACAAGUUUUUUAUUUAUAUAUUAUGUUUUACAUCUAGAUUUUUUUUUCUUAAUUGAAACACAUUUUUAGUCUUUAUAAACAUUUCAUGUCAAAUCUAUGUUUAUUACAAUGUGCCGAGUUUGUAAUAACUAAAGUCUUCUAACGUGGACACUGUUUAGUUUUUCUCUCCCCAAGAUGUGAAUCGGACUCGCAGCAAAGAAUACACGUGAUACCUUGAUCCUUUGUUUUAUUAGUCAAAGCUGCUAACCAGAACUUGUACAUGUAUGAUUUUCUGAGUGAAAGGUGAAAGGCUUGCCCUAGGUUUGUACUUGAGAAUCCUACAGGUAUUUUUAUGGCAAAUACCUAAAAAAAAGUUUAAAUCUGGAUGGAGGUCAGUUCUACGUCAGAGUGUUUAAAUACCCUGCAUGGAGUCCCGAUUAUGUUAUUCGAUCCACGGACUUUACGAUAGCAUUUAUUCCGUAAAUGUGACUUUUAAAAACGGAAUAAAUAACAUGAUUAGUUAACAUGUGUAAAAAUUUAAAAGUAUUAGUAACUAUUUAGUCCGUGUGCCGACUGUCUAUAAUUAUAUAUCUUUAUACAUAUAAUCAUGAUAACGAUAUCGUUAAGUCCGCGGAUCGAAUAACAUGAUUAUGCUGAAAUUUGCUAUUGAUGUAGUUAACGAAAACAUUUUGCAAUCUCUUUGAUGCCUUUGAUAUAAUUUGCCAGUAUAUAUGUACGUUACAAAAGACAGCUUAGUGCUACUAUGUAAAGAUACACGAUUUUCAACCAAUAAAAUGGAGUUUAAUAAUUUCUGUCGUAGUUUGAAAUACUUUUAUUUUCUCAGUACAAUAGAAUAUAGAAAUUUCUUCCCCGUGAUUGUGUACGGGUCCUUAACAAGGUGCAAAGCUUACAUCAUAGACAGAAUUUCUUAUAGUUACUGUUGUUCAUUAAAAUAUGAUGAAAUAUACUCAUUGGUAACGUAAGAACCUGCUGUGUUGUAAUAUAUUAUACUUAUCAUUUACAAAGAGUAUUGCACAAUUUAAAUCAAUACCCCAAUACAUGUACACGUGUAUAUAUAUAGAAACCUUUAAUGACCAAAUGACUGACUUUGUCUAUGGUUGGUUUUCACGUUACAGGUAAAGUCAUACUUUUAAAUAUCAUUCGUGACAUCGGAAUUCACUUUGGAUAUUUGACAUAUUAUGUAACACCAUUCGAAAUUUCAAUGACUAACUAACGUACAAACUGUAUAGUGUAAAAUCACAGCGAUAUGUUAUUACCACAGGUACUUGUUUCAUACAUGAGUCCCCCCCCCCCCUCCUUAAUAAUACCACUAUUAAAGAGGGGGACUCAUGUAUGAAACAAGUGUCUGUGGUUAUUACUAUCAGAGUAAUUCAUUUGAGUGUGUAGAAAAUCAGCCACAAGAUCUCGAAUGAGACGUCCCACCGCUAUCCCAAGUCAAGGUCGCCACCGCUAUCCCAAGCCAAGGUCGCCAUCCCUGACAGCAUGCUUACAUGUCGAUGAGGAUAUAUCCCGUACAGCUUUCCUUGUCUAGACACCAGCAGGGGCGGAUCCAGGAAUUGCGGUUAGGGGAACUUUAUGAGGUAGGGUCUAGGGACCGCCUUUAGGUCCCCAGUGGUUUCAGGGUGAAACCCUGGUGGGGGUCCCGGGGCCUUCGCCCCCGGAAGCUCCUGGAUUUUAAGAUGAUUGAGAUAUCCCGAACAGCAUCCCACGUCACGUGCUAUAUGCGUAUGUACAUGACGUGCUGAUCUCGUACCAUGCCAGAGGUGGUAGAUUAAAUUGACCUUUCAUACAUUGAUCGCAAUGUGUAGUAACCACAACAUACAGACAUGAAUGAGUGUUUCAAUAUAUUUAAGGUCAAUGAGACCCUUAUCACUCAUUCAUUCAAUGAUGAUACAUGUAUAUGAACGAAGAUAAGCGGUCAAUGAUUUUUUUUUCUCGUGACGUAUAAAGUUGAUAUAUAAUACCUAACUUGCAGCUAAAACCCGUGGCUAAAUCCAAGAUUUCAAAGUUGAGAGGUUUUCUGGGAACUUGUUCAUGUAAGUAUAUGUAUAAAUUUACUAUAGUUUUGGUUUCAUGUGCCUACACAUCAAUUCAUUGAAGAGAACAAUACGUUAGGGGGAAUCCAAAAUAUCUAAAAAUAACAUUUUAAAAAAUAAAACGUACGGGUUUUAUAAUUCCCAAUAUCAAAAUAUUAGGCCCAGUCUGUGUGUAUAAAUGUAGAUUUAUUCGUACAAUGACAAAUUCAACACGGCUGUGUAUUUCUAGAUGUAUUGAAUGUUUAUUACGGAAGUUUAUCACACGUGAAGGUAGGCUGAUUUAGCACUUUCUCCUCAUUGUAAAAUAGAGUCACGUGGUAUAGUAUUUGACCCGUUAUCUGUGUGUUGUUGAAUGGCAUAACAUAGUAUUUAUCUAUUUUCAUAUUUAAACCCGUCGACCCUAUUAUCUGGAAAUUGAAGUAAAAACAAAUGAGACCAUUUGAUCUUAUUUUUGCACCGACCUGACACGAUUUUCCUGCUUGGGAAUUUUCUUUUGUAGUUAUGAGAAUAUCGUGCUGUGAGAGAGAGAGAGAGAGAGAGAGAGAGAGAGAGAGAGAGAGAGAGUCAAUAACAUAAUACUGUGAUAAAAAAUGAAGAAAUCUAAUUUGCGUGUACUUUUUAUGUUUUUUUUUUUUUACCAAUCGUACAGGGCCGUGAGUGGUCCCAGGCCCCUCUUCUCCUUCCGUAUUGUACAGGACCGUGAGUGGUCCCAGCCCCCUCUUCUCCCUCCGUAUCGUACAGGGCCAUGAGUGGUCUCAGCCCCCUCUUCUCCCUCCGUAUCGGAGACUGAGUUAUACCAGUUAUCUAUUAUUUCCAUGUCAAGUCAGACUACGCAGACGAAAAAAUUCAACAACACAACAUACGACAACACGAAAUCCCAUUAAGAAACAGAGCUAAAUGACAAGGGGUGGGUGGGAGAGGAGGGGUCCAGGAAGGAGGAGUGAUUCACAGCAAUUUAAUUUUAAAAGCAAUAUUUAUUCAAUAAAUUUAUGGUACUGGGAAGCAGGCCUAGCCUAUAUGUCCAUUGUAGAAAAACCUCUGUAUAUAUUAAAAAGUAUCAUUGGUCCUGUGCUUUUAUGUCUAAACUGUCACAACAACUUUGUAAUCUGGGUAAAUUUUUCAAAAGUGCUUUACUCUUCCGAUCUAGCCAGACUAUCACCUAAUAUAUAUAUUGUACUUAUAUAUAUAUAUAUAUAUAUAUAUGUGUGUGUGUGUGUGUGUGUGUGUGUGUGUGUGUGUUAUGUAAACUUGACUUAUAACUCUCUUCAUGUAUGUCCAUCCUCUAAUAUUCAUUCCACUUUUCAAAUUGUAUGAAAGGUGAAGAUAACGAACAGCGAUCAAUCUCAUAAUUUUGUAUACAGCUUUUUUGUUUAUACUCUGUAAUUGAAUAUGUAUCAUGUUGAUGAGCUGUAACGCAAUACAAUAAACCCUCUGCCUGAUGGUCGGACAGGAUAUGUACAUCACAUAAUUGUAUAACACAUAUGGAAUUAUUUAGAAGCCUACAUGUAUAAAAAAAAAUCAACAGCUGAAGAAUGUUUGAAAAUGUCAACAACGCAAUUGAUAUCAUUAAUUGCAUAAAUAAAACCAAAAUCUAGAACAUGCAGAACAUUCUAGAAUGAGUAUUAUAUAAGACGUAUAAUCACAUGCGUUGUAUAGAGAGACAUGUCGGAAGGCAAUGCUAGAGGUUAGUUUUUAUUUGUAUUGACAUUGUACAUGUUGCGAUCAUGAUGAUAGAAAAUGUUUGAUAGUAAAGAAUACUGGGAAUACUAGAGUGUGUAUCAGUGACAAUGUGCAUCUGAAAUCUUUCUAAUUUUAUUUAUUUAUUGUUUAGUUUUAAUCAAUCACCAAAAAUAAUUCUUCUCUGUGACUUGGAACCAAUGGAUUCAUAAUUUGAAAUUACACGUGUAAACAACCUCGGACUAGGAAUAAAACGUAAAUAAGCGAUUUAUUUUGAAUUUAACCCCCCGUGUUAUAGGCUUAUUCUGAUAUAGUGAGGUUAUAUCCUGUUUAUUAAGGCUGGGAAAUGUGUCAUUUAAUGUGACCCCCCCCGGGUCAUCACUGGAUGAGGGAUUAGGUUAUACCUAAAACGCACGGGACGUGUCAGGAGCGGAUCCAAACGUUUUCAAAGAGGGCUACGACCAUAGUUUGCAACUUUCCGUCCAUAGGGGUAGAGGUAAAGACUUUAGAAUAGCAAAAAAGACCACUAUUGUUAAAAUAUUUGGCUAAAGGGUGUUGCAACCCCUGUCUGUCACACCACCAUGCUGCGUGUAUAGAUCUCUGUUGGUUGGUUUAUCCAACCUACAUGCGUCCCAAACUGGUAUAUGACAGUGAUGAAUCUGUUAGAUCCACUCACAUACUUGUUACGUAGCGAGUAUGUUUACAAGGGUAACCAACAUCUAAUUUUAAUUAGGAUGUCUUCUGACCAGGUUCCAAAUUACGAAAUAUAUAUUCUUUUAAAAAAUUCCAUGAUAUAUCUCUAAUUUAUGUCUAUUGAGAUAACAACACGCUCAUCUAACAUGUAUAUAACAUGCAUCGUCAAUAAUGUGAGUCAUCAUCACGUGAAGUGGAAAUUUAACACGUACACGUGUUCAGUGGAAAUGUUCUAUUACAUUAUGUUCAGAUAUUUAGAAAUUUUUGCAUUUCUCAUUGAAUAAAUUCGUGAUCCAAAGUAUACACUAAUCAUACUUCUUCGAGAUUUUUACCCAUUAGCCGUACGUAUAUAGAUCUAUCUAUUUUGUAUAGGUCAUUGUUUGGUGUUUAUAAACACAGACAUGUGUGCCGUGCAUAGUAGAUACACAUGUCGUAUUUUGUGAAUUAAUCGACUACUUUACAAUCAAAGAUAUCAAGUUUUACCUUCAUUAUUAUAAUUAUCAUCAUUUUAAUUAUUAUCAUCAUUAGGUCUAGAUCUAUAAAUUUUAUACUUGCCUUUGUUACGUUUGUAUACCAUAGCUUCAAGUGCACAACAAUAUUCUAGAAAAUUCCAUUGAUGUCACUUUCUAAAAAUAGGUUAUUAGACGGUAUAUAUUUAAGACACAGAAACAAAAUCUUCGUCAUUUUUCACUGAAACGAGACCAGGGAAACACUGUGCUAAUUGAUUCAGUGAUGGAUAAAGCACAGCAGAUAUUUGUACCAAAACCUUGUCUUGGAAUAAAGAGAAGCAAAUCUAUGAAUGAUGCCCCACUCGCAGACUGGGAUAAGUCUACAGCCAUUGAACGGCGAGAAUCGGUUAUCAAAGAGCUCGGGUCGCACAUUUAUUUUUCCCCGCCCGCGGCCGGUACAUCAAAAAAGGGCAUCGACCAAGAAACAAUUCUAAACACUCUGAAGCAAAUAUACGACAAACUGGAUAAAUUGUCGAAAGAGGUUAGAGAAAUGAGAUGCACUUCGAGAGGAAACUCUUCCCUUAAAAGUAUGCGGAAAGCAUACGUGAAGAGAUUUCCAACUAGUAUAAGAACUCAAAGGAAAAGAACGGAAAUACCUAGGAGGAAAAACCAAAGGAAAAGGAUGGAUAUAUCCCGGGAAAAGGGGAAAAUGUACAGAUUUUCAUGGAAGGACUUCAUGAAUACGUUUUCCCAAAUUAUUCAAAUUUCAAACCUACCUGACGAUUCUCUGUCGCGGAGAUUAUUUCAAGAGAUGACACAAUUCUAUACUAAGUCAAGAAAGAGCAAAGCAGAUGAUGGCAUCAUGGAUUUGAAGGCUGUUAUCAAAGACUUGGAUCCGAAAACGAUUUCAGAGACGACGCACGAAAAGUUGCAUGUGAAAGGCGCAAAUGCUGGAACAUUACUUGAUAGUUUUCUAUACAGAAAUUACCACAAUGGUUUGUCAAAGGGACAAACAAAUCUGCAAUUUCAUCCACUCAUAGCAAGAAAUUUUGAAGAAUACGUCGAAAAAGAGUUGUGUUCGCUUCAGACCUCGCGACAACGAGAAGUCGAGUCCUUACCCUCCGGGACUCCGCAUUCUAUGAAUCUAGAGCUUAUACGUUUUGAGACUUUUAAAAACUUCCCGCGCUCCAGUUCAGUAUCAACGAUCAAACUUGCCAAGGAGGGGUUUUAUUACUGUGGCGAUGGAGAUCGUGUCGUCUGCUUUGCGUGCGGAUCUGAAAGGAGCGGGUGGAGAGAUGGUGAUAUUCCAAGAGAAAUUCACCAUCAAAUAUCCCCUCAAUGCUACAUGCUCAAUGCUGGUUCUUCUGAUAACAUUCCCAUCGGAGGAGUUCCGAAUGGUUUCAGUACCAAUAUACAGCCAGCAAGCAUUGGCCAGUCUCGUAGUAUUCCCAAUGCAGGUCGUCAGAAUAUCGUGAAUUCUAACACACCGUCAACGGUCCCAGUCCAGUCGAGCAGUAUUCAUCACAAUGGAAGUAAUCAAAAUGUUGAACAGUCAGAAAAUAUAAGCAACAAUGGCAAUGCACCAGAAACCUCUACCUCAAACGGAGACCAUGCAGCAGUUGUUUCCAACGAUGAUGUUAGUAACAGGCUAUCAGGUCUGAAUUCGAACCCAGAAUCACUACCAAGAAGCGGAGCAUGUGCUCAAAACACAGACGCACACACACCAGAACCUAACACCAACACAGUGCUCAACAGAUCAAGAAACAUACAAGAGAAGAUCAACGCCUAUUUAAGAAGUUUAGACCCAUUAGGGAUUAGCUUUGACCGCCCCAAAUACCAUGCAUACGCGGUCCUGGCAACCAGAAUUAGCUCUUUCAAAGAUUGGCCGACUAGUAUGACGCAAACACCACGUGACCUUGCUACAGCUGGUUUUCUGUACGCGGGGUAUGGUGAUUACACCCGCUGUUUCUUUUGUGGGGGAGGGUUACGUAACUGGGAGGCCGGAGACGAACCAUGGACAGAACAUGCCCGAUGGUUUCCGAAGUGUGCCUUCCUGAGGCAGAACAAGGGUGACGAAUUCGUGGCCUUGGUACAGAUAGAACAUCAAGAACAGGAAGAGCUGGAAGCUGGGGAAACAGGAGAUAUGCCAUCAGGUUCUCCACAGCAUGAGAAUGUGUCGAACGGGAGGAGUCAUCUUGAUAUCGUCACACUGUCUUCAUUUCAAAGUGUCCUGGAAAUGGGUUACUCCACAGAUGUUGUAAAACAGGCAUUCAAUCAGCUGAAGGCCACCAAGGAUCCUUACGAAAUCACCGGACAAAAUCUCAUGGAAGUCAUUCUGUCCAAUGAAGAUAGAAACAACGGUUUAGAUAUUCCACCCCCGAUACACAACUCAAGGCCCCAGAGUAGCGUGGAGGGUGUCCACAGAAAUGUAAACAGCCACCAAAGCAACGGUGGAACAUCACAGGAAAAUCAACCCUCUACCUCAAACGAACCUCAGAUACCCACUCAAGGAGCCAGUGGAAAAUCAGUGAAAUCUCAAAACAGUACAGAUGAUGUGGUUUCAGGAAAUGAAGAAAAAUUGGAUUCCCUUUGUGGCAUUCUACCAUCAAUGUCUCUUGAAGAUACAGCCUCUUUGAUAGAAGAAAACAGAAAAUUGAAGGAUCUCCGACUUUGUAAAAUCUGCCUGGAGAACGACGCCUCUAUCGCCAUGUUGCCUUGUGGUCAUCUCUGUUGUUGUGCAGACUGCGCUCCGGCCAUGAGGAAGUGUCCGAUAUGUCGACAGUUCGUGAAGGGGACUGUCAGGACAUGGCUGGUGUAGAGGAGAGUGUUGGGAGAAAAGGUAACUUCCUAAUCCAACACUUCGUAUUGUAUUUAGUACUGAAAGCUUCUAAUCUAGUUUGAUAAUUAGUUUUUGUCCCCAACUCUUGUCACAACUGUGUAUAAAAUUGCUUAAUUCGUCUACUAAACCGAAGUAUUUUGAAAACAAAAUCCACAUAUCUGUGUGUUAGUGAUGAAGGGUUGUGAUCAGCGCGUACCGUUCAUUGUUCAGAUCGAUUUACCGCCCACUGAAGAAUAUUUCUUUGCGGGGAAGUUUUCAUUCACGUGACGUUUGCUUGAAACUUUGGAUAUUGCAUCAUGGUUUCAAAGAACGUAACAGAAUGAAGAUCUGGAUUAAAGAUCAAACAGCAUCCGUUUAGGACUUUUGAAAUCCUUUGGACUGUAUCCGUUUAGGACUUGAUUGAUUGAUUGAUGUUUUCCGCGACACUCAACAAUUUUUCAGCUAUCUGGUGGCGCCCAGUUUUUAUUGGUGUAAAAGAAGAGAGAACCCAGAUACAAUGUAUCUGGGAAGAGACCACCGACCUUCCGAAAGUAAUCUGAGCUUUCUCACUUACCGGCGCGAGCGGGAUUCGAACCCGUGCCGACCAGAGGUGAGAGGUUGUGUGAUUUUAAGCGCGAUGCUCCAACCACUCGGCCACGUAGGCCCUUGGACUUUUGGAAUCCUUUGGACAGUAUCCGUUUAGGACCUUUGGAAUCCUUUGGACAGUAUCCGUUUAGGACUUUUGGAAUCCUUUGGACAGUAUCCGUUUAGGACUUUUGGAAUCCGGUGGACAGUAUCCGUUUAGGACUUUUGGAAUCCGGUGGACAGUAUCCGUUUAGGACUUUUGGAAUCCGGUGGACAGUAUCCGUUUAGGACUUUUGGAAUCCGGUGGACAGUAUCCGUUUAGGACUUUUGGAAUCCGGUGGAUAGAAAUGUAUAUGCGUCACAGUAAGUAAACCUGAAGGAGCGAACACUUUAGAAAUCAUGGUGACUACAAACUGUAUAGAAAUGUACAGGACAGUUGUUGUUUAACAUCACAUCAAGUAUAUUUCAAACGAGUGCCAAAUUACUAGAGAGUUGUGUUCAGUGAAGAGCCUUAAGAACGACGUUACGUUUGUGAAAUCUUACAAGCGAUGCUUAUUAUCGUGCUAUAGAUAUUAGAAUAUAUUUUUUGUUAUCCUUGAUUUUUAUGUAUACAUGCAUUUCUAUAUACAUAUAUUUCAUAUACAAUUCACUUAUUAUUUUUCAUAAAUUAACUUUUUUUUAUUAUCACCAAACUUUCAAGUAGAAAUUAAGAAAUACAAACAUUAAGAAAUUUGAUGUUACAAACAUAGUUUUCAUAUUCUUUAGAAAUAUUGAUUUGGCAGAGCUUCAUUUAAUUUUAUUUCUAAUAUAACAAAAAUACAACUUAGAAAAAAAGACGUAAUUCUUUAUUUCUGUUUUAUAAUUAAUCAUAUUUUAUAUAUAUAUUUUUAUGAUAAUGAUUUUUGUUACAAGUUGUUGAAUUUUAUCCCGAGUCCAGCAGUUGUUAUUGUUUGAAAUUGUUGAUUUUAUAAAGUUACGUUUAUAUCACACAUUCUAUUUAUACAUUAUUUACAUCUAGACACUGGUGUCACAUGCUAAUGAAUGAUAACUGAUUACGUGUAUUAGUCAAUAUAUGAUAUAUUUUUGAUAUAUUAUUUUAUAAUUCUAUUCUACAUAUGAUCGAAUUGAUCGUUUUAAUCGUGUUCAUAGUUUUCUGUUACGAGAACCUGCUAGAGCCCUGAAACACAGUGACUAAAAUUUCUAUUUUUAUGCCAUUCCAUUCGAUUUGAUUUUUUUUUUAAGUGAUGCGAUUCCCCCCCGUAAAUGUUUGAUCAACUAGUAGAAAGAAAAAGGAAUGAAAUAUGCUUAUGCUAAUAUCAUACAUAGAUAGCAUUAUAACAGAAUAUUAUUAAUAAGAUAAUUAUUUUUAUUCAUGGUGUUCAAUUGUUAUCUGAAAUAAAUUAAACUGCACAUGUAAUGUUCGUCUCGUCAUCAAUGAUGUAAUUUCAACACGUUUUGCGUUUUCCUUAUUGUAUACAGCCACGUACUUCUAUUCACCAUUGACCUAAAAAAAAACUCCCAAAUAUUUACUUAUGUGCGUCAUUCAAGUAACGUAAAUUCUAUAAAUAGUCAUCUAUCGUUUCCAAAUAAAGGUAUAGAAACAGAAGAAGGCGGAAUUUCGUAAAGUGCUGAUCAUGCUUUUGUAAUUAUAUUUCAUGACUUAGGCGUACAUCGGAAGGUCCUGUGAAUAAUGGGUAUAUAUUUUGACAUGAAGAACUAGUGUGGGCAUGAGGAUUUUCUCUUCCAUAAUGAGUAAGUCUUUAUGUCGGAUUAAUCUGUUUCGAAAUGUACAUUUGUUUAUUGACCAAUGUACUUGCAGUAAGUACUAUUACUGUGACUAAUUGCCUGUUGAUCUUUUGGUGAUUACAGCAUCGAGUCUGCGUGUUCUUUGUCAUCGGGUAUAAUUACUUUAAUAAUUACUUUAUCGUGGUCAGCUGAUGGGGUGGUAGUUCCUAUUGAAGGCAGGCCUCACCCUGUAUUUUGUCCUAAUUUUUUGGUCAUUAAUUUGAUUUAUAAUUGAUAUAGACAGGUUCAUUACGUGGAAAUUCACGAGCGUCUAAAGCUGUAACCUUAGAUACGCCUCCCUUCACAUACAUAUGCGACGUUUCUCAAAAGAUGUGUAAUUUUCUUGACAUUUCACGCACAAAUCACCUGAAUCCAUAAUUGUAAUCAUUAUAAAUUACAUUGGAAUUAUACAUGUAUAGAUAAAGGUAAUAUAAUACUUCAACAUAAGAUUUAAACUAAUUUCGGGAAUCAUACAAAAAUUCCUAGUAUCUAGGAGAUUAGAAAAAAAAAAAUAGAAAUAUAAUGUCAGAAACGUAUUGCAUGUCCUUAAACCCCCUCCACGCUAACGGCUGUGUUGGUGUUCUAUGAGGUUAGCAGUUUUGAUAAUCAGACUUUGAAAUGUUGACGAUUUAAGAAAUAUGCUGAGUCAUAUGAUCAAAAGAAUCAUAUACAUAGAAAAAUUAAUCAUAAAAGCAAUAUAUUUGAAAUGCCGCAAUUGCCAUUAAAUGACAAUCAUUCGAUUCAGAUGCAAUGCAGGAAUUUUAUUGAGAGAUCUAUACCUUGAAUUUCUUACAGGUUUUUAAACAGUUGAGACAGGAACUAAAUAGUUCCAUUUUAC